Molecule: messenger RNA, 1893 nt
Organism: Carassius carassius (crucian carp)
Lineage: Eukaryota; Metazoa; Chordata; Actinopteri; Cypriniformes; Cyprinidae
Product: homeobox protein Hox-B1-like
Exons: 2
Coding region: 125-1075 (316 amino acids)
Biological process (GO): regulation of transcription by RNA polymerase II
Cellular component (GO): nucleus
Molecular function (GO): DNA-binding transcription factor activity, RNA polymerase II-specific; RNA polymerase II cis-regulatory region sequence-specific DNA binding
Source: RefSeq, a predicted model, not a curated record
AGAGAAGCACGAGCAAACACUCCAGAGGUAAGCAUUUCCCCUUUCCGCAUGACAUACUGUUGCGAGCUUGCAGGACAGGAGGCUCUCCCGAUCUCUCAGGUUGACCCUCCGCGUUUAAUUGCGCAUGGACAGUUCCAGAAUGAACUCUUUUUUGGAGUACACAAUUUGUAACCGUGGGACGAACGCCUACUCGCCCAAGGCUGGAUACCACCACUUGGAUCAGGCGUUCUCGGGCCCCUUCCUUAACGGACACGCAAGUGACAGCUAUAACGCUGAUGGACGACUUUACGAAGGGGGGAGCAACCAGCCAGCAGUAGCAGCACAACAUCAGCACCAGAGCGGCGUCUACGCGCAUCACCAGAACCAAACUCAACAGAGUGGCAUUGGCCUUUCCUACGGUGGCACGGGGACAACGAGCUAUGGGACGCAGGCCUGCGCCAAUCCGGACUACGCUCAACACCAGUAUUUCAUUAACCCUGAGCAGGAUGGGAUGUAUUAUCACUCAUCAGGGUUUUCAAACUCAAACGUCGGUCCUCAUUAUGGCUCCAUGGCCGGUGCGUACUGCGCGGCGCUGGGAGCCGUUCCAGCCGCACCUUACCAGCAUCAUGGAUGCGAAGGCCAGGAUCACCAGCGAGGCUACUCACAAGGCACCUAUGCCGACUUAUCGGCCUCCCAAGGGAGGGAGAGGGACACGGAUCAGUCGCCACCUGGGAAGACAUUCGAUUGGAUGAAAGUCAAAAGGAACCCUCCUAAAACAGCUAAAGUGGCCGAUUACGGACUGGGACCACAAAACACAAUCCGGACGAAUUUCACAACGAAACAACUCACGGAGCUCGAGAAGGAGUUUCACUUCAGCAAGUAUCUCACGCGAGCGCGGAGAGUCGAAAUUGCUGCCACGCUCGAGCUGAACGAGACACAGGUGAAGAUAUGGUUUCAGAACCGCCGAAUGAAACAGAAGAAGCGAGAGAAGGAGGGACUCGCGCCUGCUUCGUCCACCUUGCCUAAAGACCUCGAGGAUCACUCUGAUCACUCAACUUCAUCAUCUCCAGGAGCUUCUCCAAGUCCCGAUUCCUAACCGAGGACAAGGACUUCGGGUGCAUUGAACAACAGAUUCGAAAUAUAUCGUAAAGUCUAUUAAUUUAAGCAUUCCACAAUGUGCCCGAAAGACAUUAUUGUCUUUUUUUAUGAUGGACAAUUCGUUUAAGAAAAAAAAUAAAAUAAAUGUCAGGCAAAAAAGUGAAGAGCAGAGACUUUUAGCGCAACAAUGAACAUACUUACACCGUCUCUUUGAACAAAAUUUCCAAUAAUAUUUUUGGAAACGUUUGUGUGUGUUAUACAGGGUAUUUCUAUUAUGAUAAAUAUAAUGCACUUUCACAAUGUUUACAAGUCUCUAAAUGAAUAACUGACUUUACAGGGAGCUUAUUUUGUUGUCAAAUAUAUAUGUAUUGGUGUUUUUUGUUGCUUUUAUGAAAAUGUACACAUUUCAUAUAUUUGUGUUUUGAGUAUUGUUGCUAUAGGGGUUUUCGGACUUCUUGCACUAUGCGUUUCCAGGGUAGGCCUUGAGCACCAGCACAAUAUACUGAACGACAUGAGAACAAUUCCUUCUCAGUGUGCACUGUGAUAUUCCAUUCCAUUUGUCAGUUUACAUCGAUUAAAUUCGAAUCUUAGGAAAGUUCUAUUCCGAUUGUAGAAAAAAGGCAAUGCAGGGUGUUUAAAAUGUACUUUUUUAAUUAAAACAUUUAAUUAAUUUGAUAUUUUAGCCUAGUUUUUUUUAAGCGCAGACGAGCUGAGUUUUAUUAGUUACUGUCUGUAUGAUUCCGUAAUCUAAAUGUCUCAAUCAAAUGCUUCUGUCAAUUCUUUAUCUACCUCAAAUAAAAACAAUGUUUUACUGAA